Messenger RNA from Ogataea angusta, 2217 nucleotides. RefSeq lists its product as uncharacterized. The transcript has a single exon. Gene Ontology annotation, molecular function: RNA binding. The record is from RefSeq and is a predicted model, not a curated record. Lineage: Eukaryota; Fungi; Ascomycota; Pichiomycetes; Pichiales; Pichiaceae. The coding region runs from base 1 to 2217 and encodes 738 amino acids.
AUGAGCGACGAAGAAGCCCAAUCGGACUAUUCUCCGGAGGCUAACUUUAAUGACCCGGAAACCUCUGAGGAGAGAUCAGACCUACAUGACGGCUCUAGCGGCGAACAUUUGAAUCCCGAAACAGACGUAGCCAAUGUCACCGAAGAUGUUGGAGCCACUGAACGACACGAAGACUACAACGAGAACUUGCACACUCAAAGUCAGUCCGAAGCACAGGCAAAGCCGUCGGUAAGCUCACCUGAAGAAGAUGAGUACAACCCAGAGGCAACAUAUGAAGAAGACGCAAAUGAGUCUGCCACUCCGCCCGAAAUUGAGCAGGCGGAGGAUACUACAAAACCAGUUCCCGAGCCAGUUGUGACAGCGGAGUCAACAGAAGACACUCAGGACACUCAACCGGAACUUGAAGUCAGUGACGAAGAAAAACAAGAUCAAGGGGAAGAAGUGGAAACGAAGACAGAGAACUCGUUGGAAGAUGCCAGACCUGAUUCGCCGCCCACAUCGGCAAAUGGUGAAGACGUGGACGUUCCUUUGUUUAAUGACGUGAUCAAGUUUUUCUUGAGCAGUUCGUUACUGAACGAUUCUGAAUUCCAACGGCUGACUCCGGCAGACAAAGAACGGAGACUACUUGCCGAAUACAAUAAGGCCAAUAAUUCGCAUGUGAAUGUUCGAGUGAACUUUGGAGCAACAACGUCUUAUAACAAACCCCAAAUGCGUCCUGGAGAGACGUUCCAGGUACUGGUGCCUAUCAAUCCAUUUUGUUUGAGACCCGACAUCACUCAGCCAAUGUCUUCGGAAGAACGGUCAAGCUACGAACAAUAUCUGCGCGAUGAGGACACGGCCCUGAGCAGUGGUAAAUGGGAUAAUUUCCCUAUUGGGUCGCGGCUAUUUAUCGGAAAUCUUGCUGUUAACACUUUAAGCAAAGAAGACGUCUACAGAAUCUUCCACCCUUAUGGCGAAGUGAAACAAGUGAACCUUAAACAAGGUUUCGGCUUUGUGCAAUACGCCAAGGCGGAAGAGUGUUCACGGGCUAUCGAAGGCGAAAAAAACGUUCCGCUUCAUAACAGAUUCAUGCACUUGCAGGUCUCAAAGCACCAGAUCCAAAGAGCCAUGGAGCAGCAAGGAAAGAAUACCGGUUCAUCAAAAAAUAACAGAGGGAGAUCCAGAUCUCCAGAUGGUGGCCACAACAAAAAUCGGUCUAGGUCUCCGAUCAAUGAAACGGAAGUUAAGGUCAUCACCUCAAACGAUUCGACGGCAGAGUUCAAUAACAAAAUACUGAAAAGACUCAAGCAGGAUGGAUUAGCUUUGGAAACUGAGCACUUCGAUUUGCCCGUCUCGCAAGUUCCUCAAGAAGCAAGCACCUCUGCCGCAUACAAAGGCGUUCUAGCAGUUGUGAUUCCUCAUCACGAUAAGCUAGACAUGAUGAUCUACGAGAAAACCUCCGAUGGUGGCAUUAGAUUCGACGAGUACUCCGAAAUCUCCAUCAAUGAGGCCAUCGAAUUGAUUCUAAGUGCAAAAGCUAAACGUUUUGCUUCCACUCCGCGGGAGCAUCAAUCGAGAGGCCGCUCGAGACAAAACAAUGGUGGCCAAAAUCGCCAGUCGAAAACCAGCAACCAAGCUCUGUACAGCACGCGCAACGGUAAACAACAACAUCAACAGAACUCUGGAUCUGGAAGGUACGGCAAUUCCAGAUACAACCAUCAGUAUCCUACAGCUUAUGCCACUGGAAGCAACGCACAACCUUUUGUGCCCCGUCCAGGGUAUGGCGCGCCAACUCCUCCACCUGCUCCGUAUGGUAUACCAAGUAAUGUGGGAUUUGCUCCUUCCUAUCCAGGUUAUCAGCAGCAACUGUAUCAGCCUAUGGGUAUGCCACAAGUUCCUCCACCUCAAACACAGGGAAAUCAGGCACAACUAUUACAGACUAUGCAAAAUAUGGACCCUGCAACUUUACAAAAUGUCUUGUCCUUGAUGCAACAGAUGCAAACCCAACAACCUGGAAGUAACCAACAAACCUCGAUGCCGCAAGGAAACGCCUUAUCCGGCCUCUUAAAUCAAUUGCAGAACUCUGCACCGGGUAACGCUCCACCUGCACCAUCAUACUCUGGUUCGCUAAAUCAGCCUUCUCAGCCUAGUAAUUCCAACAAUUCCGGCAGCAACAAUAAUCAGGAUCAGACUAACGACUUGUUUGAAACCUUGGCCAGACUGAAGAAUAAUAUGUGA